AUGCAUUUCGCCAAGAAGCACAACAAGAAGGGCCUGAAAAAGAUGCAGGCAAUCAAUGCCAAGGCCAUGAGUGCUCAUGCUGAGGCUGUCAAGGCCCUGGUAAAGCCUAAGGAGGUUGAGUCCAAGAUGCCAAAGGGUGCCAGCCUCAAGCUUGAUCGCCUUGCCUUGCUUGUCCAUCCCAAGCACGGGAAGUGUGCUCGUGCCCACAUGACCAGUGAGCGCAGGCUCUGCCAGUCAAAGGCCAAAACCCAAGCCAAGACCCAGGCUGCAACUCCAGCUCCAGUAUCGGCUCUGGCUCCCACUCCCAAGAGUGCCCAGGUCCCUGCCUCUGUAGUAAAAACCUCGGUGAACGUGAGAACAGAAGGACUGGUGUGA
Molecule: messenger RNA, 375 nt
Organism: Sciurus carolinensis (gray squirrel)
Lineage: Eukaryota; Metazoa; Chordata; Mammalia; Rodentia; Sciuridae
Product: 60S ribosomal protein L29-like
Exons: 1
Coding region: 1-375 (124 amino acids)
Source: RefSeq, a predicted model, not a curated record